Molecule: messenger RNA, 1446 nt
Organism: Penicillium macrosclerotiorum
Lineage: Eukaryota; Fungi; Ascomycota; Eurotiomycetes; Eurotiales; Aspergillaceae
Product: ADP-ribosylation factor GTPase-activating protein
Exons: 6
Coding region: 1-1446 (481 amino acids)
Biological process (GO): COPI coating of Golgi vesicle
Molecular function (GO): GTPase activator activity
Source: RefSeq, a predicted model, not a curated record
AUGAGUGCCUCCAAGGCGCAGUCUCAAAAGAUCUUUGAGAAGCUGAAGCUGAAGCCUGCAAAUAAGCUAUGCUUUGAUUGCGGAUCUAAGAAUCCGACAUGGUCGUCUGUCCCCUUCGGAAUCUACCUCUGCCUUGAUUGCUCUGCCCAUCAUCGUAAUCUUGGUGUCCAUAUCUCCUUUGUUCGCUCCACGAAUCUCGACCAGUGGCAAUGGGAACAACUGCGGGUGAUGAAAGUUGGUGGAAACGAGUCUGCCACGAAGUACUUUCAGUCCCAUGGGGGAUCCGCCGCGCUGGCGAGCAAGGACCCCAAGGUCAAGUAUGAAUCCAAUGCAGCUGUCAAGUAUAAGGAUGAGUUGAAAAGACGGGCUGCGGCGGAUGCGCAACAGUACCCCGAGGAAGUUAUCAUCACCGAUAUCCCUGCUGGCACCCCAUCGGAUGGCUCAGGUACCCCAGCCGGUGACCAAGAAGAUGAUUUUUUCUCGUCGUGGGAUAAGCCCUCGAUCAAGCGUCCGAGCAACCCCCCUUCCCGUACUGGAACGCCACCCGUCGUGAGCCGAACUGGAUCCCCCUUCCUGAAUGCCGGUGCCAGCUCAAACGGAUCCCGAUCGAAGUCACCUCUCUCUGCCUCUGAAGAAAAGACAGCAUCGCCUGCGCCCACCGCUAUCCGCCCUAGCUCCGCUACCCGAAAGACUGCAGGCACUGGUGCCGCGAAGAAGGGCAGUUUGCUUGGAGCCAAGAAGGCGCCCAAGCUUGGUGCUAAGAAGGUGGUCUCCAACGACAUUGAUUUCGAUGAGAUGGAACGUAAAGCUAAGGAGGAAGCGGAACGUAUUGAGAAACUUGGUUACGACCCCGACGCCGAACAAGCUGAGGCAGAUGCCAAGGCUGCUUCUUCCACUGCAGCAAUCACUUCUCCUACUCCGAUUAGUCCGAGUCGAGCCGGGUUCGGUGCCACUAAUAAGACCCACGAACGUAACUCGAGUGACGUUGAGCGACUGGGAAUGGGUAUGGGAAGGCUUGGCUUCGGACAAGUAUCCAAGCCAGCGGCCCCCAAGAAGCUUGGCUUUGGUGCUGUUGCGCCCGCCAAGUCCAAUGUCGAUGACGAGGAACUGGCCCAGACCCGGACUCGUUUCGGCACCCAGAAGGGUAUUUCCUCCGAUGAGUUCUUCGGGCGAGACCGCUUCGACCCCAAUGCUCAAGAGGAAGCCAAGCAGCGCCUUCGGGACUUUGACGGUGCGACCUCGAUCUCCAGCAAUGCGUAUUUCGGCCGGCCCGAUGAUGACCUUCCUGCAAUUGAUGAUGGAUAUGGAGACCUCGAGAAUGCGGCGAAGGACUUUGUUCGCCGCUUCGGUAUCACUGCCGGAGACGAUCUCGAGAACCUGUCACACCUCGUUGGCGAGGGUGCGACAAAGCUGCAAGGUGCUAUCCGCAACUAUCUGAACAGUUAA